UUAUGGUCACACACCAACAAAUAAGGACAGCUUUAAGAAAGCUUGCUAUUUUUUAAGAAAUAUAAUUUCUUGUAAAAUAAUAAUUACUUCAAUUAAUGAGUGUAUUAAUAUAAAUAAUUCGUUGGUGAUGUUUGUCAGAAACUAAUCAGUGUUUUAAAGUAGCGUAACAUUAAUGCUUCGAUUUUGCAACACAGAACAGCAGGAACAGGAAACCGGAAAAGAGAAGGCAUCGUCUAUUGAUUUGCAAUAAUUGCAAAUUUUGUUUAAGGCCACAACAUGGAUUUCACAGACUUUGAGGUGCGCAAGUGCCCAGCCACCGUGAUGUACAUUCCAAAUUUUAUUACCUCGGAUCAGGAACAGUCGAUACUGAGUCACAUUGAGCGCACUCCGAAGCCACGCUGGACACAGCUGUUGAAUCGCCGCCUGGUCAACUAUGGUGGGGUACCGCAUCCCAACGGAAUGAUAGCCGAAGAGAUACCUGACUGGCUGCAGAACUAUGUUGACAAGGUAAACAAUCUGGGCAUCUUUGAGUCGCAGAAUGCGAAUCAUGUGCUGGUGAACGAAUAUCUGCCCGGUCAGGGCAUCUUGCCGCACACCGAUGGUCCGCUAUUCUAUCCCAUUAUAUCGACAAUUUCAUGUGGCGCCCACACAGUGCUGGAGUUCACUAAACGUCAAAUGGAAACCGGCGACAGCGACGCUUCCCGAGAAGUGCUUUUCAAACUGUUGCUGGAGCCACGCAGUUUGCUGAUACUGAAGGAUACGCUGUACAGUGACUAUAUGCAUGCCAUCAGUGAGAUUAACGAGGAUACGCUCUGUGAUCGCAUCUGCAACUAUGAUCUGUGCGAGAAUACCUACAAGAUUGGGGAUCAUCUGGUGCGACGAACGCCACGCAUCUCGUUGACCAUACGCAAUGUGCCCAAGACCAGCAAGAUGAAGCUGAAAUUCUGUUAGACUGUUCACCCAAGAGUUGUUAUUAAUUUUUAUGUUAACCAACUGCACAAGCGUUGCGAUUGUACGAAGCCCACUGAAACUACAAGUUAUAUACUCUAUAGAUAUAUGUUAACCAUAUGUGAAAUCUUCCGCUAGUAACUUAAGCAUUUAAGCACACACAACGCACACUUUACUAUGCACUGAGCAACGUUUCAUAAUGCAAAAGAUUGUUGGCUUAUUGCAAAGCAAAAGUAUUGUAUCAACAUUGCCCACCAAGUGCUUUAUUUUUGGUAACUGAAAUAGCAAUUGAAACUGAAACUGAAAAAAAACAGAUGUCGAAGCAAUUAUGUGCACAUUACUAGAUUGUUUGUGCUUCAGCAAUUGCAUAAUUAAUUUAGUUAUUUGAAAGCAAUAUAUAUAUAUUUAUAUAUUUAGAGAUGUAUACACUUAAUAUACAAUUUGUUGAGCGCGAUUCACACACACACACACAGUUUGUGUAUUGAUUUUUGUGAUCGAGCUGAAGCUACACACAAAAAAUUCCAAAGGACCACACACUCCAAUCAUGUAUGUAAGUUCUAUGCGUAUUUAUGUAAAUCCUUGAUGUGUAUUUUUGUAAUCAUUUUCCACAGCGCACCACAGAAACCAAAAAAGACAAAUAGCAAUUAACCAAAGAAAAAACUGUUGAUGUCAAAUAAAUUGUUUGUCCAUGU
Molecule: messenger RNA, 1640 nt
Organism: Drosophila nasuta
Lineage: Eukaryota; Metazoa; Arthropoda; Insecta; Diptera; Drosophilidae
Product: alpha-ketoglutarate-dependent dioxygenase alkB homolog 6
Exons: 2
Coding region: 277-951 (224 amino acids)
Cellular component (GO): nucleus
Source: RefSeq, a predicted model, not a curated record